Molecule: messenger RNA, 2297 nt
Organism: Lacerta agilis (Sand lizard)
Lineage: Eukaryota; Metazoa; Chordata; Lepidosauria; Squamata; Lacertidae
Gene: TRIM41
Product: tripartite motif containing 41
Exons: 6
Coding region: 82-2046 (654 amino acids)
Molecular function (GO): protein binding; zinc ion binding
Source: RefSeq, a predicted model, not a curated record
GCCUUGUGGGCGGAAGGCGCCUCCCUUCAAGGGGGCAGCGAGGGAAGUGUGUGGGGCGACUGGGAAGAACUCGGGGUCCCCAUGGCGGCGGCGGCGGCGGCGGCAGCGCCCGCAGGUAGUGGCUCCCGGGCCGCCCCCAACCCGGUGGCGACCCUCCACGAGGAGGCCGUGUGCGCCAUCUGCCUAGACUACUUCAUCGACCCGGUGUCCAUCGGCUGCGGCCACAACUUCUGCCGUGUGUGCAUCACUCAGCUGUGGGGCUCGGGCUCGGAGGAAGGGGACGACGCGGGCGCCUCCGGCUCGGACGGAGGGUACGGGCCCGGCUCCGACGCGGGCGCGGAUGACGGAGGGGUCGACGACCUGGGGCCGGAGGAGGACGCCGACGACGACGAAGACGACCUCGAGGACAACGAGUACUUGGAUGAUGGCGGGGACAUGGAAGAUGAGGAGGAGGAGGUUGUGUCCAGGGAGGAGGAGUUCGACGACGAGGAGGACGACGACGGGUGGGAUGAUGAAGAUGAGAGAGCGUACUGGGCCCAGGGCCCCGGGUCGGAUGACAUGUGGGACGAUGACAUGGGGAACGAUUUGCUGUUCGACAAUUACGAUGACGAGGAGGUUAUGGACGAGGAAGAGGAGCCGGAGGAUGAGUAUACCGUGCCAGCGACCCCGCCGACCCCCCAGAUGCGCCCAGCUUUCAGCUGCCCCCAGUGCCGCAAGGUUUUCCCUCGCCGCAGCUUCCGCCCCAACCUUCAGCUGGCCAAUAUGGUGCAGAUCAUCCGCCAGAUGCACCCGCAGCCGUUCAACUCCGUGGUGGCGUCCACGGAGGCCGUGGAACUGGCGGCAGCAGGGGAUUCAUCCGGAGCGCCAUCUGUGUUAGCAGCGGGGCGAGCUCCAAGUGCUGAGCGAACCCUGUGCGAGAAGCACCAGGAGCCCCUCAAGCUUUUCUGUGAGGCAGAUGAGGAGCCCAUCUGUGUUGUGUGCAGAGAAUCACGGGCCCAUAAGCACCACAGCGUCAUGCCGCUGGAAGAGGUUGUCCAAGAAUACAAGGCCAAACUUCAAGGUCACUUGGACCCACUGAAGAAGAAACUGGAGACUGUUAUGAAGCAGAAGUUGGUCGAACAGGAGAAAAUAGCAGACCUCAGGAACAAGAUGAAGCUCGAUAUGAAAGAGUUUGAGGCAGACUUUGAGCGGCUGCACCAGUUCCUCAUUGGGGAGCAGGCGCUGAUGCUGCACCAGCUGGAGGACCGCUAUGAGGUGCUGCUUGCCAGCCAGACUAACAAUGUCUCCCACCUUGAGGAGCAAGGUGCCGCCCUCAGCCGCCUCAUUGCAGAAGCGGAGGACAAGAGCAAGCAGGAUGGCUUGCAGAUGAUCAAGGACUUCAAAGGCACUUUAGUCAGGUGUGAGAACAUUAAGUUCCAGGAUCCAGAGAUGGUGCCAGUGGAUGCAGGAAAGAAAUACCGAAACUACUUCCUUAUAGACGUCUUAAUGAAGAAGAUGGAGAAGAUCUUCUGCCAAGUCCCUCAAGCUGAUUUGAUUCUGGACCCUGAGACGGCCCACCCGCGCCUCACCCUUUCCUCGGACUGCCUGGGCGUCCGGCUCGGAGAGCGCUGGCGGGACCUGCCUGACAGCCCCAAGCGCUUCGACUCCGACUACUGCGUUCUGGCCUUGCAGGGUUUCACCUACGGCCGCCACUACUGGGAAGUGGAGGUGGGGGGCCGGCGGGGAUGGGCUGUGGGGGUGGCCCGCGAAUCGGCCCGGCGCAAAGAGAAGUCCGGUGGCGGCUCCCACCAGAAGCGCGAGAUCUGGUGCGUGGGGACCAACGGCAAGAAGUACCAGGCUCUGACAACCACUGAGCAGACCUCCCUCUCCCCAUCCGAGAAGCUCCGCCGCUUCUGCGUCUACCUGGACUAUGAACGGGGCCAGCUGAGCUUCUACAAUGCCGAGAGCAUGGGCCAUAUCCAUACCUUCAACGCCUCGUUCCGCGAGCGCAUCUUCCCCUUCUUCCGCAUUCUUUCUAAGGGGACCCGCAUCAAAAUCUGCAAUUGAUACGGUUGCUGCUGUUUCUCUUGCACGUAGCUGAAUGCAACCCCCUCCCUAGCGAUAAAUCCUCCUGUCACAGCUGAUUGUCCCUGACAAGAUCCCGGGUCUGUUUCAGUGUUGGACCUUGGAGGAUUCCUUACCUUGCUGUCUUUUUGUGGGCUCGCUCUGAGCAGGGAUUCCCACCCCCACUUCUAUACAUCUAUUAUUGCACAGAUAACCUUUUUUUUGGUGCUUGGCCAGAUAAAUUUUUAAUUCUC